Molecule: messenger RNA, 603 nt
Organism: Drosophila hydei
Lineage: Eukaryota; Metazoa; Arthropoda; Insecta; Diptera; Drosophilidae
Product: putative OPA3-like protein CG13603
Exons: 3
Coding region: 85-552 (155 amino acids)
Biological process (GO): regulation of lipid metabolic process
Cellular component (GO): mitochondrion
Source: RefSeq, a predicted model, not a curated record
AUAGUAUUGAACGUUCUGUAUAUGUUGUUUUGGGUUUUCAUUCAGUAAUGACAGAAAUUAUAGACUAAAUUGUAAUGAUCAAUAAUGGUUAGCUUUCCUCUUCUAAAACUAAGCCUUUUAGCUUUGAAACAUAUUAGUAAGCCAGUAGUCAAAGGUAUCAAAGAUACCGCCAAAUUCAAUGAACCAUUGCGCAAAUAUUUAGUCGCCCCAACUGCACAAACCUACCAUUGGAUCGGGGUGAGAACCAAAAUGCGCAUACUUGGCAUGAAUCAACCGAAAUUUGUCCCUCCUUUAAACAACACACUGGCUAUUCAAAUUGGAAGCGAACUGCUGGGUGAGCUGAUUAUAUUUAUAAUUGCCGUCAGUUUCUUAAUAUUGGAGUUCUCACGACAAAAGCACAAAGAUGCGUUGAAGCACCAGCAACAUCGAGAAGAGAAGAUAAAGCUGAAAAAGGAAUUGGAAAUUUUGAAUGAUAGGGUCUUAUGUCAGACACACGAGAUAAUACGUCUUAAAGCUCGGGUCGUGGAUUUGACUAGUUCUCAUGAAAAUUAACAAUUUUUGUUACUUGUUUAAUAAAUCAGUUGCUUUCGACUUUCUGUCAAA